AAAAAACCGGCGGGAAACGUAAAGCGUCUUUUUGCGUCUCCCUCCAAACUAUUUUUCCCCUUUUAAUGUGUUUCUCCGAUUCUGCUUUAUAAACCCUAAUUUCUCAAAUCAACAAAAGCCCUAACAAUUUCUCUCAGAGAUUCGACGAAGAGGAUACAAUUAAUCUCCAUGGCGUGUGUCUCCGAUGAAUCCCAGAUCGAGAUCAACAUCCACGACGACCACGUCGAAGAAUCUCCGUCAUCGUGCAACGUUGGUUCCCACAGUCUGAUGUCGAAGAAGGUGAAGGCCCGUAAGCUUCCGAUGGUUGAGCGAUUCGAUGUCGAAGGAGGUAGUAGCGCUGAUGGCGAUUGUUGUCGCCGCCCCGAUGAUGAUUACAAGCUCCGUCGUGAGAUUGUCCGCGUCUACUCUCGUCGCCGUAAGAGGUCGACGGUUGGUGGGAAUAAUGGAAGUUUGAAACUUGAUGAGAAGAAUCUGAAGAAAAGGAAAAUUGGUGAGGGUUCGGGGUUGAGAGGUUGCAGUAGUAACGAUGCGUUGAGUGGGAAUAAGCAGAACGGGUCAUCUAGGAGGAAAGGGAGCUCUGGUUCAACUAAGAGAUGGGUCAGGUUGAGUUAUGAUGGUGUGGAUCCUAAAAGUUUUGUAGGGCUUCAAUGUAAGGUUUUUUGGCCGUUGGAUGCUUCUUGGUAUACAGGUUCUAUUGUUGAGUACAGUUUGGAGAGAAAACGUCACAUUGUUAAAUAUGAGGAUGAAACUAGUGAGGAUCUAGUGCUUGAUCGUGAAAUGAUCAGAUUUUUCGUUUCUCGUGAGGAGAUGGAGCAGUUACAUCUGAAGAUUUGUACUAAUGAUGUGACUAUUGGUGCUCGUGAUUACGAUGAGAUGGUUGUAUUGGCAGCUAAUUUGGAGGAUUCUCAAGAUUUUGGGCCUAGAGAUAUUGUGUGGGCGAAACUAUCUGGUCAUGCUAUGUGGCCAGCAGUUAUUGUGGACGAAUCUGUUAUUGGAGAACGGAAAGGUCUAAACAACAAGGUAUCUGGAGGAAGAUCGGUCUUGGUACAAUUUUUUGGCACCCAUGAUUUUGCCAGAAUAAAGGUAAAGCAAGCAACCUCAUUUAUCAACGGGCUUCUCACGCCUUCUAACUUGAAGUGCAAACAACCUAGGUUUGAAGAAGGCAUGCAAGAAGCAAAAAUAUAUCUGAAGGAACACAAGCUUCCAGACAGGAUGACUCAACUUCAAACUGGAGCUGAUCCCGAAAGGACCAAUAGUACUGAAGAAGUCAGCUCAAACUCGGCUAGUGAUCACACUAAUGAUGGAGAAGUGUGGUUGAGACCAACAGAACCUGUAGAUUUCCGGUAUACAAUAGGGGAUCUGCAAAUAAUAAAUCUCGGAAAGAUUGUGACAGACUCUCAGUUUUUCAAGGAUGAGAAUCAUAUUUGGCCUGAAGGUUAUACGGCUAUGAGAAAGUUCACAUCAUUAAAAGAUCAUGGCGCAUCUGCCUUGUACAAGAUGGAAGUGCUCAGAGAUUCCGAGUCUAAGACUCGCCCUCUGUUUAGAGUGACUGCAGAUAGUGGAGAGCAAUUCAAAGGGCUUACUCCAUCAGCAUGCUGGAAUAAGAUAUAUAACAGAACAAGAAAAGUUCAAAGUGCUACUGAUAGUCUUAAUGUUUUGGGGGAUGAACUAAAUGGAUCAGACAUGUUUGGUCUCUCCAACCCGGAAGUCAUUAAACUUGUACAGCAGGGUUUAUCGAAAUCUAGACUCUCAUCCAAUGUUUCUAUAAGCAAACAUAGUUUGGGAAGGCAUCAAGGUCAUCCUACUGGUUAUCGACCUGUUCGUGUUGACUGGAAAGAUCUCGAUAAGUGCAAUGUCUGCCACAUGGAUGAGGAGUAUGAGAACAAUUUGUUCCUGCAAUGUGAUAAAUGUAGAAUAAUGGUCCAUGCUGGAUGCUAUGGAGAGCUAGAACCCUGUGAUGGUGCUUUGUGGUUAUGCAACUUAUGUCGCCCUGGAGCUCCUGACAUACCUCCACGUUGUUGUCUUUGUCCUGUAGUAGGGGGUGCUAUGAAGCCAACAAUUGAUGGGCGCUGGGCUCAUCUUGCUUGUGCUAUAUGGAUACCAGAAACAUGUUUAUCUGAUGUCAAGAAGAUGGAACCAAUUGAUGGGUUGAGUAAAGUCAGUAAGGAUCGCUGGAAACUAUUGUGCACCAUCUGUGGGGUAUCUUAUGGAGCUUGUAUCCAAUGUUCAAACGAUUCUUGUCGUGUGGCAUAUCAUCCACUUUGCGCGCGAGCUGCUGGUCUAUGUGUUGAGCUUGAGAGUGAGGAUAGGAUUUUUCUUCUACCAAAGGAGGAUGACGAAGCAGAUCAGUGUAUCAGCAUGCGCUCAUUCUGCAAGAGACAUCGACAAACAUCAACUGCCUGCCUAGAAUCAAAAGACAUGAUCAAACCCACUACUCAUAAAACUUCUGACUAUAUCCCACCACCUAAUCCAUCUGGCUGUGCUCGUACUGAACCUUAUAAUUUUCUUCGAAGGAGAGGGCGGAUGGAACCUGAAGCUCUUGCGGCUGCUUCUUCAAAGCGAUUAUUUGUUGAGAAUCAGCCAUACGUUAUCGGUGGUUACUCUCAAAAUGAGGUUUCAACCUAUGAGUGCAUUCACGGAUCAAAGGUCUCACAUAUGAAUACUCCAACCAACAUCCUUUCUAUGGCUGAGAAAUAUAGAUACAUGAAGGAAACAUACAAGAAGAGAUUGGCAUUUGGGAAAUCAGGAAUUCAUGGUUUUGGCAUCUUUGGAAAGCUUCCGCACAAGGCUGGAGAUAUGGUGAUUGAAUACAUCGGAGAACUUGUUAGACCUUCAAUAGCUGACAAAAGAGAACGUCUUAUCUACAAUUCAAUGGUGGGUGCGGGUACUUAUAUGUUUAGAAUUGAUGAUGAGCGAGUUAUAGAUGCUACAAGGGCAGGAAGCAUUGCCCACCUGAUUAAUCACUCCUGUGUGCCAAAUUGCUACUCGAGAGUCAUCAGUGUUAAUGGAGAUGAACAUAUUAUCAUUUUCGCAAAGAGGGAUAUAGCUAGAUGGGAAGAGCUGACCUAUGACUACAGGUUCUUUUCAGUCGAUGAGCGGCUUUCAUGUUCAUGUGGCGUUACAGGGUGUCGAGGAGUUGUAAAUGAUACAGUAGCUGAAGAACAAGUGUCGAAAAUCUGGGUUCCUCGCUCUGAACUAAUAGACUGGACCGGAUAAUAAGCUUAGUAAAGUUACAGAAUUAGUAAUAAUCAUCCCAUUUUUGAUUGUUGUAGCUCUUUAUACUGAGAGGACUGUUAUUUGAACACAAACCAUUUUUCUGUACAGAUACAAAAUUAGUGAGUAGUAACUACACUGAUCACAGUAAUACACUAGUUUCGUAAAGACAGACUUGCAUUCUCUUUUUCUUUCCAGAUUUG
Eruca vesicaria subsp. sativa (arugula) is the source of this 3416-nucleotide messenger RNA. NCBI's taxonomy places the organism in Eukaryota, Viridiplantae, Streptophyta, Magnoliopsida, Brassicales, Brassicaceae. The record is from the annotation of a GenBank genome assembly.